Messenger RNA from Osmia bicornis bicornis, 3153 nucleotides. RefSeq lists its product as uncharacterized. The transcript is spliced from 11 exons. The coding region runs from base 1013 to 3010 and encodes 665 amino acids. The record is from RefSeq and is a predicted model, not a curated record. Gene Ontology annotation, molecular function: serine-type endopeptidase activity. NCBI's taxonomy places the organism in Eukaryota, Metazoa, Arthropoda, Insecta, Hymenoptera, Megachilidae. Gene Ontology annotation, biological process: proteolysis.
CUUUUCACCCCCUAAAUCUGAACCUUCGCUACUAGUAAAACAAACAUGUAUUUAAUAUUCAUGUCGAAUAUUGUAUAAUUGCAAGUUUUAUCAAAAUUGAAAGGAGAGAGGGAAGGUGUAGUUGAUUAACAUUAUUUGAUAUAAGAAUAUUGACUUAUAAGAUAGUAAGUAAAUAGGUAUUGAUUUAUGAGGAUGCGAAUGUGUUUUAUUUUAUUCGAGAGAGUGAUUUCGUGAAAAAACAACCGAGUAAAUAUUACCAUAAACGCACAAAAUAUCAUUAAUUCGUUCGCUAUCAACACCCAACUGCCAUUUCUUCUUUGAUGAAAUAUAACUUCAGGCUAUAUGUAUAUCUUAUUCGUAUAUUAUAUCGUUUUUUAAAUUAUAUAAAAUAAAAAAUUACAAUUUCGUACAGGAAAUAUGAAAUAUUUUCAUUCUUCACAAAAAUGUAUUAAGGUACUUGGGUGGAAAAUUGAUUAGUUUAAAAGAAAUCUUAGGGAAAGACCUCGAAGCUUUCCCCCUCUCUCCCUGAGAUAUCUUUUUAACUAAUCAAUUUUCCUUCCAAGUACCUGAAUACUUUUUUUGUAGAGCAUAAAAAAUUCCAAUAAAAUUACAAAAUUUUUAUUUAUUCGCAUAAUUUAUCAUUUUUCUUUACGUUUUAUGGAACACGUCAUAUAGGACGAUGAGUCAAAAUCCGGAAUUCUGAAAUGAUAAUAAAGGAAACAAUACGUUAAAAUAACAACCACUGGUAUGCAUCUAAAAUUGUUAGAUAACAAGGUACUGACGAAAAAAAGAGGAAAAAUUAAUGGUGAUGAUUACAUGAAAAUUUGUAGAAAAGCUGGUUCAAAGAUGUUGGAUACAAGGUUGUUAUUGUGAUUGAGAUGGUAGGGAUAUAUCGAAGAUCGGUGAAUCGAUAUAAAAGAAGAGCGAAUACUAAAGCAGUGCCAGUUUUAGUAACUUUCUUUUAGGUAUCACGUGGAAAAGUAAAUUUCAUUUAGUGCCUCGUACUCUUCGCAUGCGGAUCUAUAAACCAUAUAUAUAUAGCGCAGACAGAAAAAAAAUGCUUUUUGGAGCAUUAAUAGUAGUUACUUCUAUCUGGACAACGAAUGGAUAUCCUCCCACACCUCCAACUGACAUAGUACUUCAAGAUUCUGCACAACAGGAAGUGAUAUUUCAAAGUCCCGAACAACAGGGGGCCAUAUUUCAAACUUCUGUACAGGAAGUCGAGCAAGAACCAUUUAAUGACGAUUUCUUCCCUUACGAUGAUUCGAAAGCAACGUCAUUUUCAGGACAAGGGACAGAAUUCACCAUUAGCUGCGUGGGGGUGAAUAAAAUUUGCGUCAAUAAACAUGAUUGUAUAGAUGGUUACAUUCAUGUUGCUAACAAUGUCGCUUAUUCCCUAUCUACCAAGAAGGGGCAAUGUAGAGUCCAAACGGAAGUUUGUUGUAUAGUAGCAGAAGAAUAUCAGGGGUCAACUGUGAAGACUGUACCAUUAGAACAAGAGUUAAGUAGCGGUACUAAUAUAGGAAUCAAAGUCAGCCCUCCAUUUAAACCGAGCCAGAAAGAAAGUGGUGGAAUCUCAAGUUCGCAGUCGACUGAAGGAAUUGCUAUACAAAGUGCGUUUGCAGCAGCAAUUCCCGUGCAAGUUGGUUGUGCGGCAGCUCUUCUUUGCGUUGAAGAGAAAUUUUGCACCGCAGAUGGUACAAUUAGUCCGGAGCCUGUUACGUUGUCUGGUAGACAACUGUUCAAUCGUGUACCACUAAGCAGUUGUAAAAAUCGAGAAAAUGGAAUAAUCGGCAAGUGCUGCCGAGAUCCAAACUACGUGGAUCCUUGGCCCACCGGAAAUCUACCUGCAAAUUACUCCGGUGGCUUCGACGAGCAAGGAUUUCCCACGUUUCUGAAUAUCGCUAAAGUGAAGGCAAAUAAAACACCUACGAAGACACCUACGAAAGGAGAAACGAAAUCUCCUCGUCCGCAGAUUCCUGUGCCAGUCGAACAAAAACCAGAACCGGUACUGUUACCUGAAAAUUCCGUAGUUUCUUCAGAAAUUUUACUUCCACCAAUUGAAAAUGUUCCUGAAGAUAAACACGAUGAAAACAAGGUUAAUUUGGGACAACCUCAACAAAUAUGUGGAGUUAGAAAUCAGGUACCGCAAAAACUGAAAGAAUCGGAAACAGCUUUUGCCGAAAUUCCUUGGCAAGCGAUGGUUUUACACGCUGAAGAAAGGAAGAUUCUUUGUUCUGGUGCCUUAGUCAGCACACAGGAUGUAUUAACAGCUGCUAAUUGUGUCGAUAGCUUGUUGCCAAAUGAUAUUUCCAUAAAAUUAGGAGAAUGGAAAUUAGGGUAUGAAGUAGAGCAGGAAGAACCACUUCCUUAUAAAAUUAUGAAUGUAUCAUACAUAAAUAUACAUCCUGGGUACACAAGAGGUCUUGGAGAACAUGAUCUUGCAAUUUUACAUUUAGAGCAGCCUACAGCAUUUGAUUAUCAUAUAAAUCCUCUUUGUAUACCAAACACAAAGCCUCCAUUACAACAAAAUAGACCUUGCAUCAGCACUGGUUGGGGAAAAUCCAUCCUUCAAGCUCAUUAUGCUGGAGCAAUCAUGCAUGCAGUUAGUAUGGACAUACUUCCACAAGAAUAUUGCAAAGAACAAAUAGCAAAUAGUGACUUAAGAGUGAAUACUAUAGAUGGAAGUAUUUGUACUACACCUAAGGAGGAACAAAAUAAUGUUUGUGAAACAGAUGUUGGAGGACCACUAGCAUGUGAAAAUGAGAAUGGUCUUUAUGAGUUAGCUGGAAUUUAUAGUCAAGAUACAGGAUGCCAAGCAACAAAUCAAGUUGCCAUUUUUGCUCCAUUAGAUGACAAAUGGAUAAAAGAGACAAUGUUUAAAUCAAUACCAAGUGAAACCAUAACAAUACAAAGAGAAACAAGCACGCAAUAUAAAGGUUUAUUAAUUUCAAAUGACUAUAGAGAAAGUACUUUAUCUGCAGAUAAUCAGUAUCUACCUCCAAAUUAAAAAUCCAUUAACCAGUAUAUUUGUAUUAUAUAUUGUAUAUUUUAAUUGUUCAUAAAAUAGAUAUUUUUAAGGAAAGCAAUAAAAGAACUUACCCUUUUAAUUAUUGUACAAAAGAUAUUACCAAUAGAAUAUGUUAUGUAAUU